AGAAACUCAAGAGUGCAUCAACUACAUUCAAGAAAAAUCUGGAGGAUCCAGAAUCAAUUGGGGAAUAGAAAUCUUCAACAGACUAGACAUUCCAUUAACAGCCAACGCCAUAGCCAUUAUUUGCGAAAACAUCUGGAGAAGAAGAAACAAGAAAAUCCACGAAGGAAUAACACUCAAAAACUUAAGAAAACAACUACUAGUACAGCAGCCUGGGAAAGAACAAAAAACAACAUAUACAAACUAAUCAGACAAGAAAAAAAAGCAACCAACAACGAACAAAUAAAAAAAUUCAGAAACAUCAUCUCCCUACAACUCGAAAGAUUUAGCAAACACUGGAACUCACCACUACACACAGUAGCACUACCAUCAAACCUCAACAAAUAUAUUACGUCACUAAACACACUCUACACCCCCCAACUU
Messenger RNA from Dictyostelium discoideum AX4, 420 nucleotides. RefSeq lists its product as hypothetical. The annotation marks the transcript as partial. Lineage: Eukaryota; Evosea; Eumycetozoa; Dictyosteliales; Dictyosteliaceae. The transcript has a single exon. The record is from RefSeq and is a predicted model, not a curated record.